AUGGAAUCAAUUCAAUUCUUAAUUGAUAAGCUCAACAGAGAAGAUGGUGAAGGAUUAGCAGAGGGAUUAAAAGACUAUCCAAAUUCUAUAAAUGUUGGAAAUUUAAGUUUAGAUAUAAUUGAAAAAGAUUCAAGUUUAACAAUUGAAAUUGGAAAUAUCCUGAAAGAUUAUAUUAGAUUAAAUAAAGCAUUAAAUUCACCUGAUAAAACAGAAAAGUUCUAUACAUCAAAUGAUUUAUUAAAAAAUUUAAAUAGAUUUGCUGAACAAAAAACUGUUUGGAUUGUUAAAUCAUUAAUGGUUAUAACUAAAAAUCUUAUAAAUUAUGCAAUUGAAGCUGAUGAUUAUAUUGAAAAAAAUCCAACUAUAGUUUUAGAAAGUAAUCAUUUUUCAGGAAAUCAACAAGAUGAAUCAUGUUUAAUCAUUGCAGCAAGAACUAUUCAUAAUUCUUAUAAAUUAUGUUUAAAUGAUCGUAAUGAAGAUUUAUUACAAUCAAGAAGACAAUGUAUUUAUUAUUUUGUUGGACAAGAAUUAAAAAUUUAUCAUAAAUUAAAUAAUAAAGAUAUGGCAAAAAAUAUGGAAAAAGUUUUCAAAUCAAAAGAAGAUGAAUUACCAAGUUUAUCAUCAAUUCCAAAAUCUCAUGCAAUAACUUAUUUAUAUUAUAGUGGUGCAUUAUCAUGUGGAGAUGGGAAUUUUAAAAAUGCAUAUUUUAAAUUUAAAUAUGCUUAUCAAUUAUGUUCCAAGAAGGAUAUGAAACAUAAAGAAAAUAUAUUAGUUUAUUUAAUACCAUUAAAAUUUUUAAUUACCAAGAAAUAUCCAAAUUUAACAAAAUUGAAAAUGUUUCCUAAAAAUUAUGAAAUUUAUAAUAAAAUUUUUACAAGUUUAAUUAAUGGAGAUUUGAAAACUUUUGAAAAAUAUUUUGAAUUAUAUGAAAAUUUCUUCUUAAAGAAAAAUUUAUAUUUGGUUAUUGAAAAUUUAACAAAUUUUAUAUUAUUAAAAUUAUUUAAAACAAUUUAUAAAUCAAAUAAUUUAUCAUCACAUUUAUCUAUAAUUACAAUAACAAGAGGUUUAGAAUUUUCAAAAUAUCAUACAAAUAAUUCAGAAUUAGAAAGAUCUUCAAAUAUGAUUGGAAUAUUAAAUCAAGAUGAAACUGAAUGUAUAAUUGCAAAUUUAAUUUAUCAAGGUUAUAUAAAAGGUUAUUUAUCUCAUACAAAUGGAGUUUUAGUAUUGAGUAAAAAAGAUCCAUUCCCAAAACAAGUUAAAUUACAUGAUGAUAUGGAAUAG
Molecule: messenger RNA, 1281 nt
Organism: Hansenula ciferrii
Lineage: Eukaryota; Fungi; Ascomycota; Saccharomycetes; Phaffomycetales; Wickerhamomycetaceae
Exons: 1
Coding region: 1-1281 (426 amino acids)
Biological process (GO): poly(A)+ mRNA export from nucleus; post-transcriptional tethering of RNA polymerase II gene DNA at nuclear periphery; transcription elongation by RNA polymerase II
Cellular component (GO): transcription export complex 2
Molecular function (GO): RNA binding; double-stranded DNA binding
Source: RefSeq, a predicted model, not a curated record